UAGCUACAAUUAAGCUAUGGCUCUAUUCUAUGCUCCUCUCACUUCUCCCCCAAACUCCUCAUUCAAAUCCCACUUCCCAAUUCAACUCCCCAACCACACUACUCAUGAGGAGUUCCCAGCAGCUCCCAGCUUCCUAAACAAGCACUUCUGCACCACACUCAUCUCCGCAAAGCUGCGGCCGCGGCCCGCUGCGGCCACGGUGUGUUCGCGCGGCCCCGACACCACCCCGACGGAGGGAGUGUCGGCGUCGGUGGCGAAAAAGCAGAAGCCGAGGAUUCUCAUCGCCGGCGGGGGGAUCGGGGGGCUGGUCCUCGCGCUCGCGGCGAAGAGGAAGGGGUUCGAGGUGGCGGUUUUCGAGAAGGACAUGAGCGCGGUGCGAGGCGAGGGGCAGUACCGGGGGCCGAUACAGAUACAGAGCAAUGCGCUCGCGGCGUUGGAGGCGAUAGAUAUGGACGUUGCCGAGGAGCUGAUGCGGGCCGGGUGCAUUACUGGGGACCGGAUAAACGGCCUCGUCGAUGGUAUCUCGGGCACUUGGUACAUCAAGUUUGAUACAUUUACUCCUGCAGCGGAACGCGGUCUUCCGGUCACGAGAGUUAUUAGUCGCAUGACUUUGCAACAAAUAUUGGCUCGUGCGGUUGGUGAUGACGUCAUUAUGAAUGAAAGCAAUGUUGUCGAUUUCGUCGAUGACGGAAAUAAGGUCACGGUCAUACUUGGGAAUGGGCAACGGUAUGAAGGCGAUCUUUUGGUCGGAGCCGACGGUAUAUGGUCAAAGGUGCGUACGAUCUUAUUUGGACCGAAGGAGGCAUCUUAUUCAGGUUACACAUGCUACACUGGUAUUGCAGAUUUCGUGCCUCCCGAUAUUGAAACUGUUGGGUACCGAGUAUUUCUUGGUCACAAACAAUAUUUCGUUUCUUCAGAUGUGGGUGCUGGAAAAAUGCAAUGGUAUGCAUUCCAUAAGGAACCUCCUGGUGGCACUGAUGCUGAAAAUGGUAAAAAGGAGAGGCUGCUUAAAAUAUUUGGCGGUUGGUGUGAUAAUGUGGUGGAUUUGAUAAAUGCAACUGAUGAGGAGGUAAUUCUUCGUCGUGACAUCUAUGAUCGAGUACCUAUUAUGAGGUGGGGGAAGGGUCGCGUUACCUUGCUCGGGGAUUCUGUCCAUGCUAUGCAGCCAAACAUGGGUCAAGGAGGUUGCAUGGCUAUUGAGGAUGCUUAUCAACUUGCUUUAGAACUUGAGAAAGCAUGGAACCAAAGUGUGGAAACUGGAACUCCUAUGGAUAUUGAAUCUCCUUUAAAACGUUAUGAGAAGGAGAGAAGAAUCCGUGUUGCCCUUAUAUAUGGUAUGGCGAGAAUGGCUGCAAUAAUGGCAUCCACUUAUAGGCCAUAUUUGGGUGUGGGGUUCGGACCCUUGUCGUUUUUGACGAAGCUCAGGAUACCGCAUCCUGGAAGAGUUGGUGGGAGAUUUUUCAUCAAGUUUGCAAUGCCACUUAUGCUUAGUUGGGUUCUUGGUGGUAACAGCUCAAAACUUGAAGGAAGAUCGCCAAGCUGCCGACUAUCUGACAAGGCAAGCAACCAGUUACAAAGAUGGUUUGAAGAUGAUGAUGCGCUGGAACGAGCUCUUACUGGAGAGUGGUAUCUCUUCCCCGCAAGUAGUGGAGAUAAUUAUGCCGCACAGCCCAUUCAUCUGAUUAAAGAUGAGCAAAGACCACUAACUAUUGGAAACCGAUCACAAGCUAGCACGUCAGGUGUUUCAUUAGCCUUGUCCUCGCCACAGGUAUCGGAUAUUCAUGCUUGUAUAACCUGCAAAGAUAACGCCUUCUACUUAACUGACAUGCAGAGCCAAUAUGGUACCUGGAUCACUGACAAUGAAGGAAGGCGUUACCGAGUACCCCCAAACUUUCCUGUCCGUUUCCACCCGUCGGAUAUCAUCGAAUUUGGCUCUGAUAAGAAGGCCGUGUUUCGAGUGAAGGUUCUGAAGACGAUUCCGGAGAAUCUGACAGGCGAAGGGCAGCAAAUCCUACAGGCCGCGUAAUGAACCGAAAUUACUCUUACUAUCUUCAUUCGCAGAUUGUACAGCAUUGAUACGCGCGAAACGCGACUAUGCACUAUAGUUUACUCAUUUUGGGGGGUAAGGAGUGAGAAAAGAUGAUUAGCAAUUUAAUUUAAUUUCUGUUCCAAUUAGAAAUGAAAUAUGUUUGCAAUUUAAUUUGCACAAUAAUUUGCUUUUUGCCUU
Molecule: messenger RNA, 2227 nt
Organism: Ananas comosus (pineapple)
Lineage: Eukaryota; Viridiplantae; Streptophyta; Magnoliopsida; Poales; Bromeliaceae
Product: zeaxanthin epoxidase, chloroplastic-like
Biological process (GO): abscisic acid biosynthetic process
Cellular component (GO): membrane; chloroplast
Molecular function (GO): FAD binding; zeaxanthin epoxidase activity; protein binding
Source: RefSeq, a predicted model, not a curated record